GGGCCUGCGUGGCGGUGGUGGCCGCUGCUGCUGCCCGCGCCCCUCCCCCGCGCGGCGCUCAGUGCCAGGCGGGAGGCGGCAGCGGUUAGAGGCUUCGCCGGGUGUUGCAGCGGGGACUUCGGCGGCGGCGCCUCAGGCACCUCGGCCCUGACACAAUGAGGCGAGUGGUACGACAGAGCAAGUUUCGGCAUGUAUUCGGACAAGCGGUGAAAAAUGACCAGUGUUACGAUGACAUCCGGGUUUCUCGAGUGACCUGGGAUAGUUCCUUUUGCGCUGUCAAUCCCAGAUUCGUUGCCAUUAUCAUAGAAGCGAGUGGGGGAGGAGCAUUCCUUGUGCUCCCUUUGCACAAGACUGGUCGAAUCGACAAAUCUUACCCUACAGUAUGUGGCCACACAGGACCGGUGCUCGACAUAGACUGGUGCCCACAUAACGAUCAGGUCAUUGCCAGUGGCUCAGAGGACUGCACAGUUAUGGUGUGGCAGAUCCCAGAAAACGGACUUACCCUUUCCCUGACCGAACCUGUGGUGAUUUUAGAAGGCCACUCGAAGAGAGUUGGCAUCGUGGCCUGGCAUCCGACUGCCCGCAAUGUACUUCUUAGCGCAGGCUGUGAUAAUGCCAUCAUCAUCUGGAAUGUGGGGACGGGGGAAGCCCUUAUAAACUUGGACGAUAUGCAUUCAGACAUGAUUUACAACGUAAGCUGGAACCGGAACGGCAGUCUGAUCUGCACAGCUUCCAAAGACAAGAAAGUGAGAGUAAUCGAUCCUAGAAAACAAGAGAUUGUUGCUGAGAAGGAGAAAGCACAUGAAGGAGCAAGACCAAUGAGAGCCAUCUUUCUGGCUGACGGGAAUGUCUUUACCACUGGUUUCAGCCGCAUGAGUGAGCGGCAGCUGGCUCUCUGGAAUCCGAAAAAUAUGCAGGAACCAAUCGCUCUUCAUGAAAUGGACACUAGCAAUGGGGUGUUGCUGCCCUUCUAUGACCCUGACACCAGUAUCAUCUACUUAUGUGGGAAGGGUGACAGCAGUAUCCGCUAUUUUGAGAUCACAGAUGAAUCCCCGUACGUCCACUACCUCAACACAUUCAGCAGCAAGGAGCCUCAGAGAGGGAUGGGCUACAUGCCCAAGAGGGGACUCGAUGUUAACAAAUGCGAGAUUGCCAGAUUCUUCAAACUUCAUGAGAGAAAGUGUGAGCCUAUUAUCAUGACUGUUCCCAGGAAGUCCGACCUUUUCCAAGAUGACCUGUAUCCUGACACAGCAGGGCCUGAAGCGGCACUGGAGGCAGAGGAGUGGUUUGAGGGGAAAAGUGCAGAUCCAGUCCUCAUCUCCUUAAAGCAUGGAUACAUUCCUGGCAAAAACAGGGAUCUCAAGGUGGUCAAGAAGAACAUUCUGGAUAGCAAGCCCACUGCAAAUAAAAAGUGCGACCUGAUCAGUGUCCCCAAGAAAACCCCAGACACGGCCAGUGUGCAAAACGAAGCCAAGUUGGAUGAGAUUUUAAAAGAGAUCAAAUCUAUAAAAGACACAAUCUGCAAUCAAGAUGAGCGCAUUUCCAAGUUAGAACAGCAGAUGGCGAAGAUCGCAGCCUGAAGGUUCACCCCCCACCCCCAAAAUGGGAGCAGGAACUUGUGCUUGGUAGCUGGUUGUUGGCGUGGUCCCAGGGAGGGCGAAAGGGAGGCACUGCCAUUCGGAGACAUUCCGUGUCACAUUUGUCAACCAGCGAUAGGCCACAUUCCAGUAAGAACUCAAUUCGUCUCCCAGAUUUGCAGAAACAAAAUGUGAUUGAAAAGCUGAGCUUUUUAUCCGAAAGCUUUUUUGAUGUUUUAAGUGUUAUGUGACUUGAACUUUUAAAAGACAAAAGUGCUACUUUUAAAAUCCCAGAUAAUUCUGAAUUUUAGAAAACCAACCAAUUCUGAUUCAGUGUCGUGCCCAAGUACCUUUUUUUUUUUUAUAAACGGGGACCAAUGCCACAUUGCUUUUUAUAUUUCUUUUUUUUAUUGUUGCCAAAACCAAAAGUAGCUUCCCCCCCCCCUUGUAUUUUGCUACUUUGCAGUAUUUGUGGGUUUUUUUUUUUUCCUUAAUUUGAAAGGGACAGCACUGUGUAUGUUUAUAAACUAAAUGAAGAUAAGAUAUUAUUUUGUAUACACGUUCAUCUGAGAACAAUCAGAGCAGUAGCCACACGGUGCUGGCUCUUUUGCAGCACAAACCUGGUCAUCCUCAUGACUGUACAGAAGGAAGACUUGAAAAAUCACGUGGGUUCGCAUCACCACCCUCUCCUUUCAUGGAGUCUUCUGAUCAAAAAAGCUCCUAUUGUAUUGUUUCCUUUCUUUCCUUUCUCUUUUCUAGAAACUGGGUGGUUGUACCAGAAUGGAAUUUCACUUCUUGGUUAUCCUGUGCUUCAGAUGAUUAUAAUCUAACCUAAACUAGCAUGUGUUUCUGCAGUUUUGUUAUACACAUAGAAUCUAUUGCAUUGAUCACUUUAAACAUCAUGUUUCAGGUUUCGGUCAAUACUUGACAAGGGUACCCGGGACAAGAAGCCACAGAGGCCACUGUGGGGUGCGCCUUCUUGCCCACUUAGCAGCCUGCCUAGCUCUUGAGUACAGUAGGGGACUAAGACCUAGGGAACCUGGAGGGGAGUGCGUGCCCCCACG
Molecule: messenger RNA, 2641 nt
Organism: Ailuropoda melanoleuca (giant panda)
Lineage: Eukaryota; Metazoa; Chordata; Mammalia; Carnivora; Ursidae
Gene: CORO1C
Product: coronin 1C
Exons: 11
Coding region: 156-1580 (474 amino acids)
Biological process (GO): neural crest cell migration; actin filament organization
Molecular function (GO): actin filament binding
Source: RefSeq, a predicted model, not a curated record